Naumovozyma dairenensis CBS 421 is the source of this 609-nucleotide messenger RNA. It is a transcript of the gene MET14, whose product is annotated as adenylyl-sulfate kinase. Gene Ontology annotation, molecular function: adenylylsulfate kinase activity; ATP binding. Bases 1 to 609 code for a protein of 202 amino acids. NCBI's taxonomy places the organism in Eukaryota, Fungi, Ascomycota, Saccharomycetes, Saccharomycetales, Saccharomycetaceae. Gene Ontology annotation, biological process: sulfate assimilation. The transcript has a single exon. The record is from RefSeq and is a predicted model, not a curated record.
AUGGCUACAAAUAUUACAUGGCAUCCAAAUUUAAGUUACGAUGAACGUAAAACUUUGAGGAAACAAGAAGGUUGUACAGUUUGGUUCACCGGGUUAAGUGCCUCUGGUAAAAGUACCAUUGCAUGUGCAUUAGAACAAUUAUUAUUACAAAAGGGCGUUUCAGCUUAUAGAUUAGAUGGUGAUAACAUUAGAUUUGGGUUAAAUAAAGAUCUUGGAUUUUCUGAAAAGGAUAGAAACGAAAAUAUUCGUAGAAUUAGUGAAGUUUCUAAAUUAUUUGCUGACUCAUGUACAAUUUCUUUAACUUCUUUUAUUUCCCCAUAUAGAGCUGAUAGAGAUAAAGCCCGUGAAUUACAUAAAGAAUCUGGAUUAAGAUUCAUUGAAGUCUUUGUGGAUGUUCCAUUGGAUGUUGCUGAAAAGAGAGAUCCAAAGGGUCUAUAUAAAAAGGCAAGAGAAGGUGUUAUUAAGGAAUUCACUGGUAUUUCUGCACCAUAUGAAGCUCCAGAAUCUCCAGAAUUACAUUUAAGAACUGAUAAAAAUACUGUUGAAGAAUGUGCUACCGUCAUUUAUGAAUAUUUAGUUAGAGAAAACUUGAUUAAUGAAAAGGCCUAA